This is a messenger RNA of Mesoplodon densirostris (Blainville's beaked whale), 1679 nucleotides long. RefSeq names its product islet cell autoantigen 1 (gene ICA1). Gene Ontology annotation, cellular component: Golgi apparatus. Lineage: Eukaryota; Metazoa; Chordata; Mammalia; Artiodactyla; Ziphiidae. Gene Ontology annotation, molecular function: protein domain specific binding. Gene Ontology annotation, biological process: regulation of transport. The transcript is spliced from 14 exons. The record is from RefSeq and is a predicted model, not a curated record. Bases 89 to 1558 code for a protein of 489 amino acids.
GGAUGAGGGAGCUGGAGGGACGCUCGGAUCGCGGCCGGGAGGCUCCUAGGGGCCGGGGCUCCGAGUAGAAAAAGAAGAAGAAGGAAACAUGUCAGGACACAAAUGCAGUUAUCCCUGGGACUUACAAGAUCGAUAUGCUCAAGAUAAAUCAGUUGUAAAUAAGAUGCAGCAGAAGUAUUGGGAAACGAAGCAGGCCUUUAUUAAAGCCACAGGGAAGAAGGAAGAUGAACACGUCGUUGCCUCCGACGCAGACCUGGAUGCCAAGCUGGAGCUGUUUCACUCGAUUCAGAGAACCUGUCUGGACUUGUCUAAAGCAAUUGUACUCUAUCAAAAGAGAAUCUGUUUCUUGUCUCAAGAAGAAAACGAACUGGGAAAAUUUCUCCGAUCCCAAGGCUUCCAAGAUAAAACCAGAGCAGGAAAAAUGAUGCAAGCAACAGGAAAGGCCCUCUGCUUUUCUUCCCAGCAAAGGUUGGCCUUGCGAAAUCCUUUGUGUCGCUUUCACCAAGAAGUGGAGACUUUUCGGCAUCGGGCCAUCUCGGACACUUGGCUGACUGUGAACCGCAUGGAGCAGUGCCGGACUGAAUACAGAGGGGCGUUAUUAUGGAUGAAGGACGUGUCCCAGGAGCUUGAUCCAGACCUCUACAAGCAAAUGGAGAAGUUCAGGAAGGUGCAAACACAAGUUCGCCUUGCCAAAAAAAGCUUUGACAAAUUGAAGAUGGAUGUGUGUCAAAAAGUGGAUCUUCUGGGAGCGAGCAGAUGCAAUCUCUUGUCUCACAUGCUAGCGACAUACCAGACCACUCUGCUGCAUUUUUGGGAGAAAACUUCUCACACUAUGGCAGCCAUCCAUGAGAGCUUCAAAGGUUAUCAGCCAUAUGAAUUCACUACGUUAAAGAGCUUACAAGACCCUAUGAAAAAGCUGGUUGAGAAAGAAGAAAGGAAGAGGAUUGCCCAGCAGGAAAGUGCAGAGGCCUCAGUGGAGGAACCAAGUCAGUUAAUUUCAUUAGAGGAUGAAAACCAGCACAAGGAAUCCUCUAGUUUUAAGAAUGAACUAUUAGACAUGAAACUCGAGGAAGGUGCUUGCCUGGGCCCAAUGGCAGGGACCCUGGAACCUGAAGGUGCUGACAAAGAUGACCUGCUGCUGUUGAGUGAAAUCUUCAACGCUUCUUCCCUGGAAGAGGGCGAGUUCAGCAAAGAGUGGGCUGCUGUGUUUGGAGACGGUCAGGUGAAGGAGCCAGCACCCACUGCGGCCCCAGGAGAGCCAGACCCCAAGCCCCAGACAGGCUCAGGAUUCCUUCCUUCACAGCUUCUAGAUCAAAAUAUGAAAGACUUACAGGCCUCACUGGAAGGCUGGUCAGAGAGCAAUGUCAAUCCUACUUCUCCUCCACGGCCAGCACCAAAGGCAAGCAGUCCAAAUGGCAGUAGCCCUGCAGUGAAAGAGCCUGCCAAGCCCUCCUCGGACCUGACUGCCUGGUUCAGCCUUUUCGCCGAUCUCGACCCAUUAUCAAAUCCUGAUGCUGUUGGGAAAACCGACAAAGAACAUGAAUUGCUGAAUGCAUGAGUCUGCAGCCUCCAGGAAGGAGCCCACAGGCGGCUCCAAAUCAGCACACCCGGGGGCUUGCAGAUGUAGGAAGUGAUCAGUAUGCUGUUUUAAUAUUUACAUGCCAUUUUAAUAAAAUGAA